UCAGUCAGAUCAUCCUCAAAGAGCCCUUCCCAGACAUUACACAAGCAUUUAACAUGGCUUCUCAAGAAGAAACUAAACAAAAGAUGAUUGAGAAGGCUCCUGUUGUUACUCAAGAAGCACUCAUUAUGGCAGUAAACAAGUUCAAUGGCUCAAACAACAAUGGAAGCUCAAAUAACGGAGGUUCAAAGCCUUUUUACAAGAACAAUCAGAACAAAAGAGAAGCACAAGGGACUAGCAAGUUUCAGCAAGGCAACAAAGAUUCACAGUUUUGCAACUACUGCAAACUCACCAACCACACAAUAGACAAGUGUUUCAAACUGAAUGGCUUCCCCAAUCAGCCCACAAAGAAGCCAAGGUACAAUAACCAAAAUCACAACUUUACAAAGCCAUCAGUCAAUCAGGUUGGAAAAGAUAAUGGACAGAAAAUGACAAUGGAAUUCAUAGAAGAUCAGUACCAUCAAAUUAUCAACCUACUACAAAACAAAGGUACACAUUCAGAUGAGUCUACUGUCAAACAAUCUCAGGCAGCUUCUGUCUCAGGACAUAGCCACUUUGGAGAAGAUUGGCUUGGGAAUGAGGCAUAGAGACUUGUAUCUACUCAGCAAAGAUGUUUUUGAGCAACUAGGACAUAAUUCUUCCAUUAAUUCUGUUGUAAAAUCAUGUGUUUGGCACAAAAGAUUAGGACAUCCAUCUAAGAAUAUCCAUAAUUUGAUAUGUAAUGUGCCAAACACCACUAAUGAUGAUUGUAAACAUUGUAUUUUGGGGAAAAUGAAGAGAAAGACUUUUGCUACUAGUGACACAGUUUCUGAUAAACCUUUUGAUUUAAUACAUGUUGAUAUAUGGGGUCCACAUUCUACAAUUUCAGUAGAUGG
Messenger RNA from Tripterygium wilfordii, 872 nucleotides. RefSeq lists its product as uncharacterized. The transcript is spliced from 2 exons. The record is from RefSeq and is a predicted model, not a curated record. Lineage: Eukaryota; Viridiplantae; Streptophyta; Magnoliopsida; Celastrales; Celastraceae. The coding region runs from base 54 to 584 and encodes 176 amino acids.